Molecule: messenger RNA, 759 nt
Organism: Melampsora larici-populina 98AG31
Lineage: Eukaryota; Fungi; Basidiomycota; Pucciniomycetes; Pucciniales; Melampsoraceae
Exons: 2
Coding region: 1-759 (252 amino acids)
Source: RefSeq, a predicted model, not a curated record
AUGCCACGACCCAAGAAGCAACUAUGCUCAAAUCAUUCUAAUGAACCAGACCAACCUCCACGGCGCCGAGUUAAAAAACGUGAUGCAGAGGCUGAACAACAGUUUCAAAAGGAAGUCAAACAAGGAGCUCAAUUCCUGAAUGGCAUCCUUCCCAAAGAUCAAAACAAACGCAUCCCCCUACCCCCACCUAUUCCAAACAAUGAAAACGAAGCACCUCAUGACAAUCUAUAUGACCAUUAUAUGCCGAUCAUCUUACCUGCUAUCGAAGGAGAGCAACGGGAAGUCAAUGCUCCAGGUGGAGUUGAAGUCAAUGAUCUCAUCGCAAGAUUUGUCGCACAACAACGUGAAUAUCGGUAUGCGCGACGACAAGAAGAACUUCAGCAGCACUGGGACGGCCUCGAAAACCAACUUACCGCGGCUUACCUUCAGUGUCAGACCAGGACUUCCAACUGGACGGUCAAAUCCUCCUACCUUGAGGAUGUCAGUGAUGUUUGUGAAUGUACGGCGGACAGGUUCGCAGCAAAGGCUGUGCAAUUCUGUCGUUGCCUUCCGGAACCAGUUCAACUUGUGUAUAAGGGAUACGUUCCAGCUUCACCGAAGAAACCUCGGACUGCGUUCUCGAUCCCCUUACUACAGAUGUAUCAUUUUGUCUGGCAAACGUCUGUUGCAGCCGCUUCAAGUUUCUUUGAGGGCAUGAUGAAUUUCCACGACAGCCGAGUCCGCAAACCACUUCGGGGCCGAGGCGCUCCAGGAAAUUGA